Molecule: messenger RNA, 369 nt
Organism: Ilex paraguariensis (yerba mate)
Lineage: Eukaryota; Viridiplantae; Streptophyta; Magnoliopsida; Aquifoliales; Aquifoliaceae
Source: the annotation of a GenBank genome assembly
AUGGAUUGCGAACUGAGGUCACAUGACCCAGCGGCGACUCUAUCGGAGAUGGUGGUACUGGCUGGUGAUGAUGCCACCCCCAAUGGUCUUCUUCACUCUGUUAACCGUCCAGUCUCAUCCUCCGGGACAGGUCGAUGGGGGAAUCUGGUACUUGCAUACAAGACAUUAGGAGUCGUCUUUGGUGGGCUUGUGACUUCUCCACUUUAUGUUUAUCCGUCAAUGCCAUUGAAAUCCCCAACUGAAGAUGACUACUUGGGAAUCUACAGCAUUAUGUUCUGGACCCUCAGCUUGAUUGGAGUUGUAAAAUAUGCUAGCAUAGCUCUCAAAGCUGAUGAUCAGGGUGAAGGUAUAUUUGAAUCCACAAAUUAA